This is a messenger RNA of Daktulosphaira vitifoliae (grape phylloxera), 2764 nucleotides long. RefSeq lists its product as uncharacterized. Gene Ontology annotation, molecular function: catalytic activity. The coding region runs from base 160 to 2556 and encodes 798 amino acids. NCBI's taxonomy places the organism in Eukaryota, Metazoa, Arthropoda, Insecta, Hemiptera, Phylloxeridae. The transcript is spliced from 11 exons. Gene Ontology annotation, cellular component: cytosol; alpha,alpha-trehalose-phosphate synthase complex (UDP-forming). Gene Ontology annotation, biological process: trehalose biosynthetic process. The record is from RefSeq and is a predicted model, not a curated record.
GUUGAACAGCUGUUCUGUCAAUCAUCCAAUCCAGUAAGUUCGUUGUUGUGCAUCACUACAAAAUAACAUAUCAACGCUCAAUUUGUGGAUUUUACAUUUUUAAGUACUUAACACGUAUUUCUACAGAUUACGUCAGUUUAAAACGUAAAAUUCAAAAAAAUGUCAAUUCAGGCUUCAGGAAAACUCAUUGUAGUUGCUAAUCGUCUUCCAUUUAUUCUUAAAAGAAAUGAUCAAACGAAAAAAUGGGAAAGAAAAGCAAGUGCUGGUGGUUUAGUAACAGCUGUAGCACCAGUAGUUGUUCAAGGUAAUGGAGUAUGGAUAGGAUGGCCUGGUGUGCAUUUAGAAGAGGGAGAAAAAAUACCGGAAUCAAAUCCAAAUGAUAUGACACCCACAGCCGGAUUACGAUCAGAUAGAGUUGUAGCAGUAAAUUUUGAUUCUCAAACAUUUGAUAGUUAUUACAAUGGUUGUUGUAAUGGGACAUUUUGGCCCUUGUUUCAUUCAAUGCCUGAUAGAGCACAAUUUUCUGUGGAUACUUGGAAAUCUUAUUGUAUUGUCAACAAAGAAUUUGCAUCAAAAACAGUUAGUGCCUUGGAAAAUUUAUCAGUUGAUGACACAGAAUCUGGGACACCUCUUGUUUGGCUUCAUGACUACCAUCUAAUGUUGGCAGCAAACAGUAUUAGAAAUGCUGCUGAUGAAAAAAAUUUAAAAUUUAAAUUAGGAUUCUUUCUUCAUAUCCCAUUUCCUCCCUGGGAUAUAUUUAGAUUAUUUCCAUGGGCAGAUGAAAUUCUUCAAGGAAUGUUAGGUUGUGACAUGGUUGGUUUUCAUAUUGAAGAUUAUUGUUUGAACUUUGUUGAGUGUUGUCAACGUCGUUUGGGGUGUCGAGUGGAUCGCAAAAAUUUACUUGUUGAGCAUGGUGGCCGUACUGUACGUAUCCGUCCAUUGCCUAUUGGAAUACCUUUUGAUCGUUUUGUUCAAAUGGCCGAACAAGCUCCAGCUGUUAUUAGUACUUCUCUUCAGUUGGUACUUGGUGUUGAUAGGUUAGACUAUACUAAAGGUUUAGUGCAUAGGCUUAAAGCUUUUGAAGUGUUAUUAGAACGUUAUCCUCAACAUAGAGGUAAAGUUGCGCUAAUGCAAGUUGCUGUUCCAUCUCGCACAGAUGUUAAAGAAUACCAAGACCUGAAAGAAGAAAUGGAUCAACUUGUUGGUCGUAUAAAUGGACGUUUUACUACUCCAAAUUGGUCUCCAAUCAGAUAUAUUUAUGGGUAUGUUAGUCAAGAUGAAUUAGCAGCUUUUUAUCGAGAUUCAGCAGUUGCUAUGGUUACUCCUUUAAGAGAUGGUAUGAAUUUAGUAGCAAAGGAAUUUGUAGCUUGUCAAAUUAAAGAACCUCCUGGUGUUUUGAUUGUAUCACCCUUUGCUGGUGCCGGUGAAAUGAUGCAUGAAGCAUUAAUUUGUAAUCCAUAUGAACUUACUGAAGCUGCUGAUACCUUACAUAGAGCUUUAACUAUGCCAGAAGAUGAAAGGAUGUUAAGAAUGAGAUGUUUAAGACGUAGAGAAAAAAUUCAUAAUGUAGAUUAUUGGAUGCGGUCAUUUUUAAAAGCUAUGGGAACACUUAUAAGUGAAGAUGGGGAUGAUGUACUUCCAACAACAAUGCAACCAGUUACUCUACAAGAUUUUGAUGACUACUUAUCAAAAUACAUUGGAAAUACAAAUAAAUUAGCUUUACUAUUAGACUAUGAUGGAACAUUAGCUCCACUAGCUCCUCAUCCUGAUUUGGCUAUAUUACCUGUAGAAACUAAAAGUGUUCUUGAAAGAUUGGCUAAUAUGUCUGAUGUAUACAUAGCUAUAAUUUCUGGAAGAAAUGUCCAUAAUGUUAAAGAUAUGGUUGGUAUUGAGGGUUUGACAUAUGCGGGUAAUCACGGACUUGAAAUCCUUCAUCCAGAUGGCAGCAGAUUUGUUCACCCAAUGCCCAAAGAAUAUGAAGUUAAAGUUAUUGACUUAUUAAAAUCUCUUCAAGAACAAGUUUGUAAAGAUGGUGCAUGGGUAGAAAAUAAAGGCACUUUGUUAACCUUCCAUUAUCGCGAAGUUCCUGUUGAUCUUCGUCCUGAAUUAGCAUCUGUUGCACAACGUCUUAUAGAAGAAGCUGGAUUUAAAGCUGGUCAAGCUCAUUGUGCUAUUGAAGCAAAACCUCCUGUACAAUGGAACAAAGGUCGUGCAUCUCUAUAUAUUUUGCGCACAGCAUUUGGACUUGAUUGGAGUGAACGUAUUCGUAUUAUCUAUGCUGGAGAUGAUGUGACUGAUGAAGAUGCUAUGCAGGCAUUAAAAGGUAUGGCAGCCACUUUUCGUGUUGCUCAAUCACAAAUAGUAAAAACCUCAGCUGAACGUCGUUUACCAAGCACCGAUUCUGUAUUAACUAUGUUAAAAUGGGUUGAAAGACACUUUGGUAAAAGAUUACCAAGAGAAGAUAGUGUUGGUAAUUUAAGUAAUAGUUUACAGUUGUCACUUGGAGAAAUGCAAAUGGAAUUAAGUAUAUCUGAGAAAAAGUCUCCUCAAAAUUAAUAUAUUUCAUAUUAAGUAUUAAUUUAUUUAUAUGUAGAGUAUUUAGUCAUCAUAAUUGUGGGCCAAAAAAAAAGUGCUAUUUAAUACUAAAAAAUAAAUAUAUUUAAAAGCUAAAAAAAUAUUAUUGAGUAAUAAAAUAUAAAUCUAAAAGUCAAUUAGGUGUGAAUUAUAGUAAUAAUGUAAAAUAAAAUUUCAGAUAUUUCUUACA